GGUGUCUUUUGUUUUCAUAUCAACCAAUAACACAACAGCUAGAGAGUUGGUGUUGUCGCCAAUUUGUUUAUCGUUUGGUUUGGUUACUAAUUUGUGAACAACAGUUGAUGAACACAUGACCGACAGACAAAUUGCCGUUUCUAUACCGGCUCAACGUGUUCUGCUCCUCAGGAGUAAUGACAGUUCAUUGAUAUCUUGCCCUUGCCGCCACUUUCCUCUGAAAUCGUGAAAAGCUUCCCAGUCCCUCCAAUGGCGGAGACUCCAACAUACCUCCCUGUCAAGCAUGUUGUGAUAUUAUCCUCUUGCUUCACUCUCAUCUCCACCUAAAGUAAUUGCCCUGGCUUUAGUCCGUCAGUCUACUCAAGUUCCAGUGAAGGCUGUGUGAGGCUUCCAGUAUGCGGGGGAAAAGAAAGGGACGCGGUGGUUGGAAAGGCCCACCAGCUGCAGGUGACCUACCCAGCGAUUCACCCAAACGCAAAGAUUCAAGAAUUGAAUUUCAGGGCCUUCUUUCUCAUGCUAGCCCUCCAAUCACCAACUUUUUCCAUCCUCAGUCAAAAAGCUUGACCACAUGUGAAAAACAUGAGAUCUCCGAGGAGCCAGAAGUCUUAGAUAAACAUACUUCUGAAAAUGUAAAUCAAACUGCAUUGGUUUCCAAUGGAGACCCUGUACAGAUUAUUAAUGCUGUGGUUUCUGAUGAGAAAUCUGCGCAAGUUUCUGAUACAGCAAAUCGUGUUGAGAAUGGGUUGGAACAAAGUUUGAGAUCACCAUCCCCUGCAACACCUCAUAAAAUCGUAUUUGAUGACGCUCAACCUCCACUUUUGUCACCAUCAAGUGCUCUGUCUCAGCUGUCUAUUGCUAACGGGGCUCUUAAGAAAGCUACUAAAUCCCGCAGGAAACUGAAUCCUAAUCAGACAGCUAACCAACUAGCCCCACCAUCAGCAGCGGGAGCCAAACUGACCUGUUGUACCAAAGUCAAAGCUUCCACUGUUAUUGACACAGGCAAAGCCAGUUCUGCAACAGCAACUACCAUUACCAAUGGAUCUCAACAUAAACUGACAGACUUCUUUCCUGUAAGACGCAGCGUUCGCAAAACAAAAAAGACUGUCUUGGAAGAGAGACAGAAAACUUUAGAAGAAGCAGUUCUUAUGUGCAAAGAGGAAGGCUUGCAGAUUCACAACUUUGAAGGGAAAGGCCGUGGCAUAGUUGCUGUGAGGCCUUUUGUUAAAGGAGAAUUUGUUGUGGAGUAUGCUGGUGAGCUCAUUAAAAUGGAUGAGGCUAAAGAAAGGGAAAAACUUUAUGCACAGGAUCAAAACACUGGUUGUUACAUGUACUACUUUAAACAUAAGAAUCUGCAGCUGUGUGUGGAUGCCACUCCAGAGUCGAAUCGAUUGGGGCGGUUAGUGAACCACUCUCGCAAUGGAAACCUCUUGACCAAAACCAUCACAUUAGAUGACACACCACGGUUAGUUCUCAUAGCUAAAGAGGAUAUCCAACCAGGAGACGAGGUGACUUAUGAUUAUGGUGACAGAAGCAAAGAGUCUUUAAAGUACCAUCCAUGGCUGGCUUCAUGAUUUGCUUUAGAUACAAGAGGGUUGAAAUUAGAUAAAAUGUUUUCCGUGUUAUAAGUGCUUGCAUAGGGCACCUUCUUUGUUUUGUCAAGAAACCAAAGCAUUCCCAACAUGUAAAUAAACUAUAUGUCCUUCUGAACUGUGAGAAAGCUGAUAUAUCUGUGUGUACCUAAAUUGUACUGAAAGAAUGUGGAUGUGGUGCACAAAUGAUGUACUGUACAAUGAUAUUUUUAAUCUCUAAAUAACUUCUCUAUCUAUAUUUUACUUUGCUGAGUACGUAAGAGCACAUUUGUUGCUGUGUAAUAUUUUGUAAUAUCCAUUUUUAUAUGAACUCAUUUGGUCUUUCCCCUGGGGUGUAGAUCCCUGCUGUCAGAAAUGAUAGAAUUUCUUGAAUUUCAUGUGACUUAAUUAUGAACAUGAAAACAUGUAUAACAUCUGGAAAUGCACCUAGGUGGAAUAAUUUAUUACUUGUACUGCAUGCAAACUUCACAUUGAAGUAAGUGACCUAUUUUGACUGCAUAAUAUUACCCACCUUAGUGAUGCAUUGAUAUUUAUCAUUUCAAUUAAAUGGAACUCUUAACUUAACUUCUUUAUGGAAAUGAAUUAAUUGCCGUUACAUAGGUAAUAGUUUCACAUCUCCAAGGAAGACUUUUCUAGAGUACUCAAAUAGUACUUGUAUUUAUGGCCCAAAAUACUUAGAUAUUAUCUCUCAUUUCUGUGUUUAUGUCCAUUUUUAUUUUGUCGACAGCAACUAAUUGUUUUGUUUUUCUGGGCAAAGAUUGUUUCAGUUGAUCCCUUAUGUGAUGUGGUAAAUUGUUAUUUUAUUGUUUGAAGUUCCUAGCUUAAUCCUGAUUUUUAUGGAUAGACCUUAGUUCAAUUUUACCUAAUUUGUGAGGUCCAGUUGGUUAAAAUCCUUAAGUAAAUGCCACCUUUAUGUACAACAAUAGAGGGCCUAAUGAAUGCCUCGACAAGCAAUAACAAACUUGAUGAAGUUAGUUUAGACUGCAAUUAAGUGCAAAAACAGUGGAUUGAUGCUUUUGUUUUGCUUGAUUUAACAAUCUCAGUAUUAGCUUCAGAAAGAGAAAUCUUUGUUUAUGUCUGGAGCAUUUUUAAAACCAAGUUUUGUUGUUUUCCUUUAAAAUGAUGAAACUUAUGUGACAAAUUUGUACGUAGGGAACUUAUUAUGUGCCUUCUGGAAUAAAAACAAGGGUAAAUUGUAGGAGUGUACAUUUUACAAUUUUUUUGCAAAAACUUACGAACAGAAGUUUUUUUCUUUGUUUCGAAACUUAUUGGUUCGUCAGUAAAUUUUUAAAUCCGUGUAGAUCCCUAGCUUUUUAUUUUCAUCUAAACCUGGUAAUCUGAGUGGGCCAAAUAAAAACUUGUAUUGCUACUAAGAAACCUGUUGAAUAUUCCUACAUUCAAAGUGUAUGUUUGUUUCAUUGGUAGAUUCUUUUGUGUUGCUACGAGUCCAGAGAGCUAUGUAUUUGUUGAAAGAGAAAUGUGUUCUGUGGUAACUAACAAAUUUCUAACCCUCAUAUGAAAGCAAACUGGCCACAGAGGUGAACCUCAAUGUCUUAUCAAAUGUGCCUUCACUGCUAUCAAAUCAUCACUUGUACAUAUUGUGUGCACAUGGGCUUGUGUUGCCCACAAACAAUUAAUAUGUAUUUUCACAUGUUUUCAAUACAAUCAUUACUUCUUAAUGUAGCAUUGUUAAUGUCUUUUAAGCCUGUUACUUUGUGCACUGUGAAAUAUUUUUUGUUUAAUGUGACUUUUUAACUUUAUAUUGUGCCAUUCAAAAGCAAAACUUGUCAGCUGUAUUAUCCUAUUUUGCUGCAGUACAAAAGCAUGUACUCUUCUUGUGUUUUUAUAUCAACAUGAAGGCCAGUACUCAUUGUAAAUGAUGACAUCAGUUGAAAUUCAAAGUCUGAGGAAACUUCUUUUGUAGUAUUUCCCUAAGGAUUGAAUUCACUUUUUAAAAAAUUUCAGAAAUGUCUUUGCAUGAAUAAAGGACCGCAAUCCUUGUAGAUCAGUGGGCUAUAUACUUGUUAAACUAAAACAUUCUAUCCCUCUCCAAACUUAGGGUACUAGGCUAUCAGCAAGCCUGUUUUGUGCUGUAAAUACUUCUGAAUCUCAACUACAGAUGGCAUACUACCAUUGUGUCGAUGGUAAUCUGUAGCAGUGAAAUUCUCUGGUUUAAAAUCAGUCUUUCUUCACUAUAAGAAAAACUGUUCUAAACAAGCUAAUCUUAAUUUUAACACACUUUAGGUUAAUCCAGAGCUAAUCAGUUGCACUGCCAUUUAUUUGUUCAAGGCUAGCUACCAAGACUGGUUCUUGAGCAUCGUUAUUUAAAGCAAUGAAUAUCAUCUAUAAUGUUUUUUGUAGCUACCAAAGAAGGCUGAUGUUUGUUUCUAAUUCAUUAUUCUGUUUGUAGGAAUGUGUUGAUUAUGAAGGCACCAAAUAUACUAAUUAACCUUAGUGGUAACUUAUA
Molecule: messenger RNA, 4056 nt
Organism: Frankliniella occidentalis (western flower thrips)
Lineage: Eukaryota; Metazoa; Arthropoda; Insecta; Thysanoptera; Thripidae
Product: histone-lysine N-methyltransferase PR-Set7
Exons: 6
Coding region: 396-1571 (391 amino acids)
Molecular function (GO): protein binding; histone H4K20 methyltransferase activity
Source: RefSeq, a predicted model, not a curated record